UUCGCACGGUCUCACUUUGCUGUAGGUGUGUGUGCGCGCAGCAAGGGCCAGGGAGAGGAAGCCCAGCGGCUGGGAGCGGAUCUGCUCUCUCUCUCUCUGUGUGUCUGGGUAAACGGCGGGCGGGGCUCUUGCUGCGGGGGGAAGGGCCCGGCUGAUACAGCUCACUGUGCUCCGGGAGAGCCGCCAGUGUGAGCAUCAGAGCCCCGCAGGUUGACAAGAUGGCCACUUCAUCAGCUAUUGCUGAUAAAAUUCAACAUGAUAUUUUAAAUUGUAAAAUCUGCCUUGAAACGAUGGAACAGCCCAAAAUGUUGCCCUGUCAACACACGUACUGUCAAGAAUGCCUGCGAAAGCUGGUCAAAGCUGAUAAGAUCAUGUGCCCAGAGUGUAGGGUCGUCGUUGAUGUGAGUGCUGGCAUUAGCAGCCUGAAGACAAACUUCCACAUCAACAGCCUUCUGGAUAUCUUCAAAAGCCCAGCAAAGGAGGAGAAGAAGGAGCUGGUAUGUAGCCUUUGCCCCCAAGGCUGGAGCGUCAAGAACUCUGCAGUAGCCCAGUGUAUCAGUUGUUCAAGCUACCUGUGUAGAGCUUGUGGGGACAGUCAUCGGAUUAACUACAGCACCCAUCAGAUGGAGGACCUGGCCCCUGCCCUGCUGGAUAAAGCCGGUACAGUGAUGUUAAUGCAGCAAAAGGUCUCCUGCCUGCUUCACCCCAAGGAGCGAGUCCGUCACUACUGCAGCACGUGUGACCGGGUCAUUUGCUACAAAUGUUACUCCCAUUCCUGUAACAAACAUAACCGGCUUGGGAUCGCUGAGGCAGCCGAGGUGAAGAAACCCACCAUCAUAAAACUGCUGGAAAGACUCAGCGCGGUUUCCCAGUCACUCGCCCAACAAGAGAACGAACUGGAUGAAGCAAUGGACAAAGUGAAAACAACGGAAUUGUCUGUCAUUUCCAACUUAGAGAGCACUCUAACUGAGGUUUUAAAUGAUCUGUUUAAACAGGGAGAUGCCAUCAAAAAAACUCUCUCGGAGUAUGUGAAGAAACAGGAAGAGUUAAUCAAAGCUGCCAAAUCUAACCUCGAGCGUCAGAAGGAGAAGACAAAGAAUAUGAGAGAACAUGGUGAGAGGGUUAUGAUGGAUUGCAAUGCGAAGGAGAUAGUGGGUUUGGAGAGCAUUUUACAAGAUCAGAUCAGUUCAUUGCAACCAUUCAACAUCAAAGAAUUAAACAAAGCCUGCCCCAAGCUAAUGGUCAACAAAUAUGUCCGAAGUAUAAUAUCAGAAACUCAUCUCUUCACUGUCACGUUGGGUGAAGAUUCAGGUCCUGAAUCCCAGUCAACUGUCCCCAAAACUGGGCAGCUGGCAUGCAUUGCCGAAACCCAGGCCACCACUCAGUCCCAACAAUGGGCAGUUCGGAAAUAUCACUUUGACACCAAGCUGGACCAUAACAUGAGGCCGAAAUUGACAGGCAUCUGUACUUCUGAAGAUGGAGACAUCAUUGUUGCAGAUGAAGAGAAUGCGGUCCUGAAAUGUUACUGGAAAGGUGGAUCGUUGAACAGGAUUAUCUCACUGCCAGAUGAAGAUGAAGACCCAUGUAGCGUGGCCAUCUGUGACGAUAUUAUUGUGUGUUCCGCCAAGAACAGGCUUUACUUCUUAGAAAUGGACGGAUCAUUGGUGAGAAAGCUCCUCCUCCGAGGAUGCGAGUCAGCCUACCCUAUUGCCACGUAUGAAGAUGAAUAUGUGGCUGUGAGCGAAGGGACACUAUGUUCUGUCUCUCUGUAUGAUCUCGAUGGGCGUGUGGUUGACAGGAUUAAGCCAAGGGGUUAUGAUGGCAGUAGAUUUCUCUUCAUUGCAGUGAACAGCGAAGAAGAAUUCAUUGUGUCUGAUUGUGGGAAGAAAUGUGUUGUUAUCUUCACUCGAUAUGGAGACCUUGUAACCGUUUGCAGAGAGAGCUUCGUGAAUGGAAUACAAUGUCUUCUUAAUCCUUUCAGUGUCUGUGUUGAUGGAAAUAAUAAUAUCUAUGUCACUGAGCCCAAUAGGAUCCUGGUGUUUUCACCCACUGGAAGCUUUAAGAGACAGUUGUUGAGUACAGUUGAUGGCCUUCACAAGCCACGUGUCCUCACAAUCGAUCCAGAUGACAAUCUGAUCAUAGUCCAAGACAACAGGUUUGUUUAUGUGUACACAUUGACUGUGGAUUAAUGGGCUCGGAUUCAGAGUAAACAGGCCUCCUCCACUGGGCUGAAAAUGGACGUGAGCCAGGCUCAGAGACAAUGUCACCUGCUUGCUUCUAAAUUCAAGAGGCCGACCCUGUGCAUUGGACUGGAAAGGGUCACAGUCUUUGCAAAUAAAUAUAUUGAAUGGGGAGGAGCAGGGCUCUGCGGGUGGGGCUGAGGUGAUGGUUAUUCAGGGUUGUAUAGACGCCCCGAAACCAGGGUUUCAGUCCGAUGGAGAAUGGAACGAGGCCAUUCUGCCUCCUGCCUUCAUUAAAGUGAGGCCUGAGCCAGGAUGCUGCAUGGCUGACCUUCCCAACCUGUCUCCAACUGGAGCCUUCAGGUAGCCCCAAGAGAGUUCCCACCCACCUCCCCACUCCCCACCAAAAAACAAGCCUGCUCACCAACCCAGGCCCUCCUACCAGCCCCCAGGCCAGCUCACCUGUUGACCUGGGAGCUGAUUGUUAGCCUCUUUGGUUACAAUACCAUCAACAGCCACUGUAUGGCAUUGGUGACAGCUGCUGGCUUUGGAUUGGCUGCUGAUGGCUGGGCUUUCUGCCCCCAGGAUCCCUGAUCCCUGAUCACGAGGAAACCUUUCAUUAGGCAGGAUGAGACUUCCAUCAGUGAGCAAGACCCCUGUAGUUGUUAAGUGCACAGUGGCUCGGUGGUUAGCACUGCUGCUUCAUGCUGCCGUGGGCCUGGGCUUGAUUCCACCUUCGGGUGACUGUGCGGUUUGCAUAUUCUCCACGUGUCUGCGUGGGUUUCCUCCGGGUGCUCCAGUUCCCUCCCACAGCCCAGAGACAUGUAUUUUAGGGUGGAUUACCCAUGCUAAAUUGCCCAAGGUGACCAGGGAUGUGCAGGUUCAGUAGAUUAGUCAUGGGAAAUAUAGGUUUACCGGGAUAGGGUGGGAAGGGUGUGGAUCUGGAUAGGAUGCUCUUCAGAGGGUUGGUGUGACUCGAUGGGCCAAAUAGCCUGCUCCUGCAGUAGGGACUCUAUGAUUCUAAGUCCUGCCUAGUUUUGAAAGAAAUUUGAGAAAUCCCAUUCAUUACAUAGCUAGUUCAAUAUGACAAACUUUCGAUUUGUAUUUGCUGGGUUAAGCACUGGAAAAUGCGUUUUCUCAGUGAUUGAGCCUGGGACUAAUGUAGACUACCCUCCUUUCGAACGCGCAUGUGACUGGGACGACAAUGUGCUGGCACUGGCCACUCAGUGUCAUUUUGUUCUUGUACGUUCCUUUGAAACAUUCCAAUGUUCAAGUAUAUUUUUGUUACUUCCUUUACUCUUGAUUUCAAACAUUUUUUAAAAAGUGGUCAGUUGUAGCUCUCCAUUCCUGUUGGAAAGUCGACUCUGAUGGUGACCAUUAAUUGUUUAUUCUUAAUUGUCUCGAGCCAAGGCUUUAAUUAGUUCGACCAAUGAGAUUUCAGGAAAUAUGCAAAGUCUUAAUUUUUAUUUUAUUCUUUUUGUGGGAUGUAGAUGUCACUGACUGUCCAACAUUUAUUGCCUAUCCCUUGAUGCCCCUUGAGAAGGUGGGGGUGAGCUGCCUUCAUGAACUGCUGCAGUCUGUCAGCUGUAGGUUGACCCAUAAUGCCCUUAGGGAGGGAAUUAUGGGAUUUUGACCCAGCGACAGUGAAGGAACAGCGAUAAAUUUCGAAGUCAGGAUGGUGAGCGGUUUGGAGGGGAACUUGCAGGGGAUGGUGUUCCCAUGUGUCUGCUGCUCUUGCCGUUCUAGGUGGAAGUGGUCAUGGGUUUGGAAGGUGCUGUCUGAGGAUCUUCGGUGAGUUUCUGCAGAGCAUCUUGUAGAUGGUACACACUGCUGCUACUGAGUGUCGGUGGUGGAGGGAGUGGGUGUCUGAGGAUGUGAUCCCAAUCAAGCGGCUGCUUUCUCCUGGAGGGUGUCAAGUUUCUUGAAUGUUGUUGCAGCUGCACCCAUCCAGGUGAGUGGGGAGUAUUCUAUCACAUUCCUAACCUGUAACUUGUAGGUGUUGCACAGGCUCAGGGGAGUCAGGAGGCGAGUUACUCGCUGCAGUAUUCCCAGCCUCUGACCUGUUUUAGUUGCCACAGUGUUUAUGUGGUGAGUCCAGUUGAGUUUCAGGUCAAUGGUAAUCCCCAGGAUGUUGAUAGUGGGGGAUUCAGUGAUGUUAACACCAUUGAAUAUCAAGGGGUGGUAGUUAGAUUGUCUCUUAUUGGUGAUGGUCAUAGCCUGGCAUUUGUGUGGCGCAAUCCUAACCCAGUCAAUAUCUCCUCAUACGUCAGACCUGCCAUCCCUGGAAUCAGCCUGGUAAACCUUCGCCACACUCCCUUGAGAGCAAGAGUGUCCUUCCUCAGAAAAAGAGACCAAAAUUGCACACAAUACUCUAGGUGUGGUCUCACCAAGGCCCUGUAUAACUGCAACAACACAUCCCUGCUCCUGCACUCGAAACCUCUCACAAUUAAGGCCAACAUACCAUUUGCCUUCUUUACCAGCUGCUGCACCUGUAUGCUUACCUUCAGCAACUGGUGCAGAAGGACACCCAGAUCCCACUGCAGGCUCCCCUCUCCAAGUUUACAGCUGUUUAGGUAGUAAUCUGCCUUCUUGUUUUUGCUUCCAAAGUGAAUAACCUGACAUUUAUCCAAGUUAUACUACAUCUGCCAUUGAUUUGCCCACUCACCCAACCUGUCGAGAUCAUGCUGAAGGAUCUCUGCAUCCUCGUCACAGUUCACCCACCCACCCAGCGUGGUAUCAUCUGCAAACAUGGAGAUGGUACGUUUUGUUCCUUCGUCCAAAUCAUGGAUAUAUAUUGUGAAUAGCUGGCAUCCCAGCACCGAUCCCUAUGACACCUCACUAGUUACUGUCUGCAAAUUGUAGAGCACACAUUGAUUCCUACACUUUUUGUUUCCUCUCUACCAACCGGUUUCCUAUCCAUCUCAGUACACUUCCUGUCAUGAAUGGUGCUGAACAUUGUGCAAUCAUCAGCAAACAUCCCCACUUCUGACCUUAUGAUGGACAGAAGGUCAUUGAUGAAGCAGCUGAAGAUGUUUGGGCCAAGGAACCCUACAGAGAUGUUCUGGACUGACCUCCCAUAACCACGGCCAUCUUCCGAUGUGUCAGGUAUGACUCCAAUCACCAGAGUUUGUCCCCUGAUAUCCGUUGAUUCCAGUUUGGCCAGGGCUCCUUGAUGCCACACUCUGUCAAAUGCAGCCUUGAUAUCAAGGGCUGUCACUCUCACCUCACCUCUGGAAUUCAGAUCUCUUGUCCAUGUUUGAGCCAAGGCUGUAAUGAGAUCAGGAGCUGAGUGGCCCUGGUGGAAUCCAAACUGGGCAUCAGUGAGCAGUUUAUUGCUGAGCAGGUGCUGCUUGAUAGCACUGUUACUGACACCUUCCAUCACUUUACUGAUGAUCAAGAGUAGACUGAUGGGGUGGUAAUUGGCCGGGUUGGAUUAGUCCUACUUUUUGUGUACAGGGCAUACUUGGGAAAUUUUCCACAUUGUCGGGUAGAUGCCAGGGUUGUAACUGUACCAGAACAGCUUCGUUAGGGGAGCAGCGAGUUCUGGAGCACAAAUCUUCAGCACAAUUGCCGGAAUGUUGUCAGGGCCGGUAGCCUUUGCAGUAUCCAGUGUCUCCAACUGUUUCUUGAUAUCAUGUGGAGUGAAUGGAAUUGGCUGAAGACUGGUAUCUGUAAUGAUGGGGACCACUGGAGGAGGCUGAGAUGGGCCAUCCAUUUGGCACUUAGAAUCAUAGAUAUAAACAGCAUGGAAACAGACCGUACAGUCCCAUUUGCCAGCAUUUGGCCCGUAUCCCUCUUACCAUCCAGAUGCCUUUUCAAUCUUGUAAUUGUACCAGCCUCCACCACUUCCUCCGGCAGCUUGUUCUAUACACGCACCACCCUCUGUGUGAUAAAAGUUGCCCCUUGGGUCCCUUUUAAAUCUUCCCCCUCACCCUAAACCUAAGCCCUCUAGUUUAGGAUGUCCGUACCCUGGGGGAAAAGACCUUGGCUAUUCUCCCUAUCCAUGACCCUCAUGGUUUUAUAAACCUCUGUAAGGUCACCCCUCAGCCUCUGACACUCCAGGGAAAAUAGCCCCAGCCUAUUCAGCCUCUCUCUAGAGCUCAAACCCUCCAACCCCAGCAACAUCCUUAUAAAUCUUUCUGAACCCUUUCAAGUUUCACAACAUCCUCCUUAGAGAGAACAGAAUUGCACACAGUAUUCCAAAAGUGCCCUCACCCCCACUUCUGGCUGAAAAUUGCUGCAAAUGCUUCGUUCUUAUCUUUUGCACUGAUGUGCUUGGCUCUUCCAUCAUUGAGGAUGGGGAUAUUUGUGGAGCCGCCUCCUCCAGUGAGUUGUUUAAUUGUCCACCAUCAUUCACCACUGGAUGUGGCAGGACUGCAGGGAUUAAAUCUGAUUCGUCGGUUGUGGGAUCGCUUAGCUCUGUGUAUCACUUGCUGCUUUUGCUGCUUGACGUGCAAGUAGUCCUGUUUGGUGGCUUCACCAGGUUGAUAGCUCACCUUCAGGUAUGCCUUGUCCUGCUCCUGGCAUGCCCUCCUGCGCUCUGCAUUGAACUAGGGUUGAUGCCCUGGCUCGAUGGUAAUGAUUGAGUGGGGGAUAUGCUGGGCCAUGAGGUUACAGAUUGUGCUGGAGUACGAUUCUGCUGCUGUUGAUGGCCCACAGCGUCUCAUGGAUGCCCAGUGUUGAGUUGCUAGAUCUGUGUGAAGCCUGUCCCAUUUAGCAGGGUGAGAGGGUCACACAACAUGAUGGAGAUUGUUCUCAAUGUGAAGGCAGGACUUUGUCUCCACAAGGACUGUGCGAUGGUCACUCUUACCGAUCCUGUCAUGGACAGAUGUAAAUGCAGCUGGCAGAUUGGUGAGGAUGAGGUCAAGUAUGUUUUUCCAUCUUUUUGAUUCUCCUCCAAUACCUGCUGCAGACCCCGUCCAGUGACUAUGUCCUUUAGGACCUGACCAGCUUGGUCAGUAGAACUGGUGCUGAGCCACUGUUGGUGGGUGGACAUUGAAAUCCCCCGCCCAGAGUACAUAUUGUCCCUUGUUUGUAGUAAUCAGCAGGAGGUUUCCUUGCCCACGUUUAACCUGAAGCCACGAGACUUCAUGUUGAGGACUCCUAGAGCGACACCCUCCUGACUGUAUACCACAGUGCCACCCCCUCUGCUGGGUCUGUCCUGCCAGUAAGACGGGGCAUAUCCAGGGACGGUGAUGCUGUGUCUGGGACAUUGUCUGUAAGGUAUGAUUCUGUGAUAUGACUAUGCCAGGCUGUUUCUUGACUAGGUUGUGAGACAGUUCUCCCAGUUUUGGCACUAACCCCCAGACGUUAGUGAGGAAGUCUUGGCAGGGUCGACAGGGCUGUUUCUGCCCUUGUCUUUUCCCAUGUCUAGGUCGAUGCCAGGUGAUCCGUGCAGUUUCAUUACUUUGUUGAAAAUUCAUAGCAACUGAAACAACUGAAUGCUCGGUCACUUCAGAGGGCAAUUGAGAGUCACGUGUAGGGCAGACCAGGUGAGCAUGGCAGAUUUCUUUCCCUGAAGGGCAUUAGUGAACAGAUGAGUUUUUCUGACAAUUCACAAUGCUUUCACGGUCAUCAGUGGAUUCUUAAUUGCAGACUUUUGUUUAAAUUUAAUUCAAAUUCCAUCAUCUGCCAUGGCAGGAUUCAAACCCAGGCCCCCAGAACAUUAUCUGGGUCUCUAGAUUAGUAGUCUAGCGAUUAAUACAGUACAACUGUGAUCAUUGUCGUCCAAUUGGAUUCUUUGGGACCAACUCCUUUCAUUGAAAUGGUCAUAUGAUUCAGAUUGGUGGCUAAAUGAAUGAAAUGGAUGGUAAUUUUUUUUAGAUUAUUUAGAUGUUAGAGGAAAGGCAUUUAAUUAUAACCUCAGGUAUUUUGCUUUUAUCUUUCUUGUUCAGAAUUUUGUUUUGUAAAUAGAACAUCGAGUGAGGACAAUCAAAAACUUGCUGAUGGCAUUUUAAUAGCAGUUCAGGGUAGGUCCUGGAUCUCCUGCCAGAUCCACACACUUGUGGAGGUGGGAGAUCAGGAACAGGCUGUGAACUUUGAAUUGUACGUUUUGUCUUCUCUGUCUCCUGAUUCCAGUCAAAGGGUGGGUAGUGUUUGUGGACCAGUAUCUAGUAAGAGCCUACCCUUCUAGUUAACCUUGUUUUAGACCUCCUUAGCUCGGUAGGGUCUAUUGGUUAUAACCAUGUUGCUGAUUAUUGAGUACAUGAGCUCUGAAUGCAGACCACAAAUAGCAUUGUUGCACAAGCUGAGUAGUUUUAAUCACACAUUCCAUAAUAUCAUCAUCAUCGCCAGUCCCUCACAGAUAGGAUGACUCUCUCCCACCUCUCAGGGUGAGUCUGUACGUGGCUGUACAGGCCGAUGUAGUUUCCGCAGACUCUGUUACACUUGGGGCAGGUGGUAGUCAUGGGAAGGAGGUGAGUUGGUGGGGGCGUUGGUGUGAUAGUGCGCCUCUUUCGCUGUUUUUUGCCCAUCUUCCGCUUUUUCCCGACAGCGAGUCCUGAGGUGUUCGACUCCUUCCGGGAAUCUCCUCCUCCACUUUGGACGGACUUGAGCCAGUGAUUCCCCGGUGUCUGUGGGAAUGUCGCACUUCCCCCAUGAGGCCUUGAGGGUAUCACUGAAGCACUUCCCCUGACCCCUGGGGCUUGCCUGCCGUUUUGGAGCUGGGAGUCUCGUGUCGGUCAUGUGGACGACAUGCCCGGCCCACUGCAGUCAGUCAAGGGGGAAGGCGGGGGUCAGUGCUUUGAUGCUGGGGAUGUUGGCCUGGUCAAGGACACUGGGGUUGGUGAGCAUUUAUUCCUGGUGGGUUCACAGGAUCUUGUGUAUUAUGUACCUAUAAUCUUCAUCUUUGUACUUUUUUCUGUUUUGACUAUAAACUGUAAUAAAUAUGUUGGAAUUCUCA
Molecule: messenger RNA, 9081 nt
Organism: Stegostoma tigrinum
Lineage: Eukaryota; Metazoa; Chordata; Chondrichthyes; Orectolobiformes; Stegostomatidae
Product: E3 ubiquitin-protein ligase TRIM56-like
Exons: 2
Coding region: 219-2189 (656 amino acids)
Biological process (GO): positive regulation of DNA-templated transcription
Cellular component (GO): chromatin; nucleoplasm
Molecular function (GO): zinc ion binding; ubiquitin-protein transferase activity
Source: RefSeq, a predicted model, not a curated record